Cyclopterus lumpus (lumpfish) is the source of this 4349-nucleotide messenger RNA. RefSeq names its product synaptotagmin-like 3 (gene sytl3). The record is from RefSeq and is a predicted model, not a curated record. Gene Ontology annotation, cellular component: plasma membrane; exocytic vesicle. NCBI's taxonomy places the organism in Eukaryota, Metazoa, Chordata, Actinopteri, Perciformes, Cyclopteridae. Gene Ontology annotation, molecular function: small GTPase binding; neurexin family protein binding. Gene Ontology annotation, biological process: exocytosis; intracellular protein transport. The transcript is spliced from 14 exons. Bases 2288 to 3643 code for a protein of 451 amino acids.
UGACCACUUUCACAGUGCAGCCAGGAGGUAAGAUCUUGCAGCUCUUUGCUCUGCAACACUUUAACUCUGUCGUGAUAGUUCUCAGGUCACAAACUUGAGAUUACCUUCCUUUUGACUUUCCUUUUGUUUUUGUAGUCAAAGUGAUGUGCCAGUUGAGAUUUAGCAACGACGUGGAAGUGUUGAGCAAAUGUUCUGAAAUCGCAGCUCACAGUUAAGUUAGCGUCAAAGGAAAAAUCCACAGUGACUGUUGCUGUAAUGAGUAAACCGCGUUUCAGUGGAAGCCCCUCUUCUCUGUGGUGUGUGAGGUGUAUUGACAUUCUGCAUUGUUCUGUCACAUGUGGACUGAUGCAUAUACAUCUGGGCAUGUAGAGGAAUACGUGAGGUCUUGUUUGAUCUCUUUAUUUGUUUCAUGUGUAAUCUGUGAUUGCACACGUCUUUCAACACUACAGUGAAAAUGAAAAAAAAUGCUUCAUCUUUAGCUGACGGGAAAUGUUGGUGAUGAGCUCUGGAGAACUACUGGAAGUUGCUUGUGGUGAUGAGUCUGGUUGUGAGCGUAGACGCGCUGCCAGAGCUGACUCAAGGCCUGCAGCCGCUCACACAGGUCUUCCAGGAAGCAACCGCUCUGGGUGGGAAACGAACCAGAGACCUCGUGACUGGUUUGUUUCUUUCUCACGGCUUUCAGUCUCCGUAUUUGGGUCCCAAUGUAAUCAUCAGUCAGGUGUCUAUUGCUGUCACUGCGGUGAUGAGCUGAUAUGGCCUCCCACCCUCGCUUCUCGGAUGUGAACCCAGUCACCACUGAACCCCGGUCAGCCUGUAUUAUCACAGUCCUCUGCAUACACAGGAGUGUGUGAAAUGACUUGCACUGAUGGGACGAUGAUGAUUUUCUAGAGAAUGAAAACCUCUGAUCGAACUGUCAAACUGAGAGCCAUUGCUACUUCAAAGGAAACUUAAAUAAAAUGCCCACUGCAUCACAGCCUUCCUUCGUGAGCAUAUUUCACAUCUUCGCUCAUUUAUAUUUACAACUUGAGAGGCAUGCUGCACGUCGGCAGAGGACAGAUAACAGCUGUGUCCCUCUGUGAGCCAUGAGGCCUAAUUACAGCUGACGCUGAUUGUUUUCUCCAGCCUCCCGGCUGCUCUGGAUAGUAACAAGGACAGGGUCUUAUCUAUCAACACAGGCUGGCAUCCAGCUAUUCAACUGGCCGCUUCCUCUCGCCUCCCCACGCUCCACUUGUCUGCUAUAAGGGAAAGCCGUGUGGUCCCAAUUGAAAUGUUUGAGAAUGAGUCCCUCUUAUGACGUCAAUGAGACAUUAAAGGAGUAGAUUGACAUGUUGGGAAACACGUUUAUUCGCUUUCUUGCCAAGUGGAAAGGAAAGGUUGAUGCCACUCUUACAUAUGAGAGUGGGGCUUAAUUUUCUCUUCUAAUUCCUGGUAAAAAUGUUAAUAUUGUGCAUCCCAAAAUGUCAAACUAACAUCUAAAGUAUCCAGGUCUGGAUUUACAUUUGACAAAAACAGACCUAAUUUUGUUUUCACAAAAUGUCAGGCUUCAGGUGACGACUUUCUUUUUAAAAUUGAUAUCAAGCCAAAUAAGAAUUGAAGUGUAGUGACCUGCAAAAAAGGAAAGGCGGAAACUAGAACACAGACGUGCGUCAUCCAUCAAUAAUGCAAGGCUUGGCCUUUGGUUUGGUGAGCAGCUCUGCCAUCAGUGAAGCAUCACUGCUCCUCUUGCAGCUGAGGAAUCUGGGGAUUUGCCAGGAGAGGGGUUGAAUAAUAGGGGGAAACACCCUUGUGACGCUGGCAUAAAAAGUCAACAUGAGGACAUGAGCAGUUUGAGCAAAUCAGGAUUUGGAGCAUAAAAUAUUGUCCAGAAGUAGUGUAGAUUGUUUCAAAUGUCAUCAAACUUGUAUUGUAGAGGGUCUGAGGUUACUCUUAUCAGAUUAACUGUCUGCGUCAUCGGGUCGCAAACUUGUAGUUUUGAACUCGCCUCGGGAGAAAAGAAUAUCACAAGAGGGUUUUUCCACAGUUUGGUACAACUAUCUUCUUGGGAGGUCUAUAUCCGGCUCUGACGUGGAUCAAAGGGGCAUCAUCUCCAACCACUAUCUCACUUAUUUGUAUGUUUAGUCAUUCAGCUCCAGAGGACUAAAGAGGAGGUCUGAGUCCAGAGGAGGGGAGGGUUAAAGGACAGGAGGCGGAGACAGGAACCAAAAACAAGACUGUGAAGCAGAGAGAGACAGAGAGAAGGACCUGUGAGAGUGGUAUAGAUGAUCAGACUGAGACUGGUUUCCUAAAGAUGGAUUUAAGUUCGCUUGAAGCUCUGGAGAGAGAAAGAGUACUGGAUGUUCUUCGGAGAGACAAACAGCUGCGUACUAUUGAAGAGGACAGGAUAAGGAGGAUGAGAUAUGAGCUCCAGGAGCUGCGCAGGAGAGGCGCAAAGAGUUUCUCCCGGCAGUACAGCGAGCGGACCUGCGCCCGCUGCCAGAGGCCGCUGGGGAAGCUGUGGAACUGCGGCGCGGUGUGUCACGGCUGCAGCCACCGCAUCUGCAGCAGGUGCCGCGUGGGCGUGGGAGCGGCGGGCUGGAAGUGCACGGUGUGCCACGCCUACAGGGACGUGAAGUUCAGGUCUGGAGAGUGGUUCUUAGAGCAGAGGGCAAAGAAGUUUCCAGCCACCACGGACACAUAUGAGAUGGUUGGGGAGAAAAUAUUAAAGACCUACAACGUGCUGAGUUAUAUAUCAGUUGUGCCUCCCACUCCUCCACCAUACUUGGAUUUUCAGUAUCUGAGCAGAUCUGGGGAUUUGAAAAACUCAAAAACUUUAACCAAAUCUAUGGAAAAUCUAAUAAUGUACUUCACCAGUCACAUUAAAAAGAUUUCCACGUCUCAGAGCGAUGUGCGAGGAGACCUGCUGAGAGUUGACACCCACCAGAGAGGGUCGGGCUUCGACUACAGCACCCAAAAGAGCCUCUCUGACACUGACAUCAAGAAAUCUAGUCAUCUCUUCAAAGGACCCAGUCUUCCAAACCUGUUCAAGAAAAACAAAGACAGCGACCAGGAAGGCUUCUCCACCGGGGCGGAAGAAGAAACUUCCUGUGGUUCUGAGUACUCUGGAGGAAAGAGGGGCAGCAGCAGCAGCAGCAUCAGCACAGACUGCGGGUUCAUCGAGAGCAUCAGCAUAGUAGGAGAGCUGGAACUGGCUCUGGCCUUCAACACCGACACGUCCUGUCUGGAAAUCACUGUCGGCGCCUGCAGAAAUCUCUCCUACGGAGACACCAAGAGGAAGAAGUGUCAUCCAUAUGUCAAACUCUACAUGCGGCCGGGGAAGAGCGGUAAAAUGAAGACGACGGUCAAGAAAAACACGACGGAUCCCGUUUAUAAUGAAGUUUUAAAGUAUGACAUAGAGCGCAACCUGCUGUUUGGCAAGAGACUGCAGGCGUCUGUGUGGCAUUCAGGAACCCUGAGAAGGAAGGUGUUCCUCGGGGAGGUCCUCGUCCCGCUGGACGGCUGGAGAUUCGAGGACAAAGACUCCCAGUGCUUCAACUGGUACCCACUUUGUCCAAAGGCUGAGUGUCCAGAGGGGGGCGCUGUGGAGCAAGAUGUUGGAGAUCUGCUGGUCAGAGUCAAGUUCAGCUCCAAGAACCAGGGUGUCUGACUCUGGGAGCAGGCAGAGAGCUCAUCCAGACAACGCUCAUUUCUGAGGGUGAGAAGGCUCUCUGAUCCCAGAGCUGUGGCCCCUGAGGGCCUUUGAGGGCCCCCUGAGGAGGGGCUCAGACAGACCCCGGGUCACCAUGGCAACUGGAGUUGGACACCCCAACAGGUGUAGUGAGGUCAGCUUCCUCUCACCAACAUCAACAUCUGGAGAACGUGAUGACAUUCAACGUCUCUGCCCGACAACAGACUCGGCACGUCAACAUGUGCACCUUGCAGUAUUUAUAUUGUAUGAACUGGAAGCCAUCAUUCAUUCAUUUAACAUAGAAAGACAUAUUUGUUAUUUAUUUAUCUAUCAAACAAAAUUAAUUUAUAAUUAAAAGUAUUUAAGUCUGAAACUUUAUUAUCCCUUUUCUUAAACUAACAAAGUGUGUAUAACUAUGCAGAAACUAUUUAUUUUAUUUUAGUAAUAUUUUGACUCGUGCUCAAAGUGAGAAUGCUAACUAGCUGAUACUAGCAGGUAUAAUGUUCACCAUGUUCACCAUCUUAGUUUAGAUUGUUAGCGUUUUAUCAAGAAACACAAAGCACAGCUGAGGCGAACGGGGAUGUGUGGAUGUGGGGAUGUGGGGAUGUGGGGAUGCAUCGUGCGGUCCCUGAAUGUGACAUGAAAUACAUGCGUUAUAUUUUGAAUAAAUGAAUGAUUGACUAAA